Oryza sativa Japonica Group (Japanese rice) is the source of this 3833-nucleotide messenger RNA. NCBI's taxonomy places the organism in Eukaryota, Viridiplantae, Streptophyta, Magnoliopsida, Poales, Poaceae. The record is from RefSeq and is a predicted model, not a curated record.
CUUAUUUGGAACUUGGAAGGUCUUUUCGCUCUUUAGGAAAGCGCGCCCGCUUCCAUCCCAGAAAAAUUUCCACGAAGGCCACGACCCGCGUCGCGCGCGCCCGUUUCCAUCCCAGAAAAUUUUCCUGUAUAAAUAAAUAAGACCCACACGAAGUCCACGAACCGCGUCGCGUGGGACCCUUCCAGAAGCAGAGCCCUUCCUGUAGUCGUCGUCGUCGUCGUCGUCUCCUCUUCGCGUUGGGUUUGAUUCCUCUUCUUCUCGUCUCCCGCAGCGGCGGCCGUCGAUCGGAAUGGCGAGCCGAGGAGGAGGCCAGCACCAGCGCCACCAGCAGCAGCAGCAGCAGCCCGGCGGGUACGGACGCGGCGGCGGCGGCGGCCGCGGGCGCGGCCGGGACGGGGCGCCGUACUCGGGUGGUCGUGGGCGCGGUCAGGACGGAUCGUACCCUGGCGGCCGCGGUGGGGGCUAUGGCGGUGGUGGUGGUGGAGGUGGGCCGCCGUACUAUGGCGGAGGAGGUGGUGGUGGUGGAGGAGGAGGAGGCCAAGGGCGUGGGUACUAUGAUGAUGGCGGCGAUGGCCGCGGGUACCAGCGGGGCAUGGAGGGAGGCGGAGGCCGUGGAGGUUAUCGCGGGGACGGCGAUGGUGGCUACGGACGAGGCGGUGGCGGUUAUCACGGGGACGGUGAGCGUGGCUACGGCCGAGGCGGUGGCGGUGGCGGUGGAGGCGGCGGCGGCUAUCGUGGGGAUGACGAGGGUCGUAGCAGCUACGGCCGAGCCCGUGGCGGUGGCGGUGGCGGUGGCGGCUAUCAUGGGGACGGCGAGGCUGGAUACGGCCGUGGACGCGGCGGCAGGGACUACGAUGGCGGCCGCGGCGGCGGAGGAAGAAGAGGAGGACGCGGCGGCGGUGGUUCGAGCUACCACCAGCAGCCGCCCCCCGAUCUGCCCCAAGCUCCGGAGCCGCGCCUCGCCGCGCAAUACGCCCGCGAGAUCGACAUUGCCGCGCUCCGGGCGCAGUUCAAGGGGCUGACCACCACCACCCCCGGCGCCGCGUCGUCGCAGUUCCCGGCGCGGCCUGGGUUCGGCGCCGCCGGAGAGGAGUGCCUCGUGAAGGUCAACCACUUCUUCGUCGGCCUCAAGAACGACAACUUCCACCACUACGACGUGGCGAUCGCGCCGGAUCCGGUGCUGAAGGGCUUGUUCCGCACGAUCAUCUCGAAGCUGGUGACGGAGCGGCGGCACACCGACUUCGGCGGCCGCCUCCCCGUCUACGACGGCCGCGCCAACCUCUACACCGCCGGCGAGCUCCCGUUCAGGAGCAGGGAGCUCGAGGUGGAGCUGUCCGGCAGCAGGAAGUUCAAGGUGGCCAUCCGGCACGUCGCGCCGGUCAGCCUGCAGGACCUGCGGAUGGUCAUGGCCGGCUGCCCCGCCGGCAUCCCGUCGCAGGCGCUGCAGCUGCUCGACAUCGUGCUGCGCGACAUGGUGCUCGCCGAGCGCAACGACAUGGGGUACGUUGCGUUUGGUCGGUCUUACUUCUCACCGGGGCUCGGAUCGAGGGAACUCGACAAGGGCAUCUUUGCGUGGAAGGGGUUCUACCAGAGUUGCCGGGUCACGCAGCAGGGCCUUUCUCUGAACAUAGACAUGUCUUCGACUGCUUUCAUUGAACCUGGUCGGGUGCUGAAUUUUGUAGAAAAAGCUAUUGGACGUCGAAUCACUAAUGCUAUUACUGUGGGAUAUUUUUUGAACAAUUAUGGGAAUGAAUUGAUGAGGACCCUUAAGGGUGUUAAGGUUGAAGUCACUCACCGAGGAAAUCUACGCAAGAAGUACCGCAUUGCUGGCUUCACCGAGCAGUCUGCAGAUGUUCAGACGUUCACAUCAUCUGAUGGUAUCAAGACUGUCAAGGAGUAUUUCAACAAAAAAUACAAUCUGAAGUUAGCUUUUGGUUAUCUUCCAUGCCUGCAAGUUGGCAGCAAGGAGAGACCGAAUUACCUGCCCAUGGAGCUUUGCAAUAUAGUUCCUGGACAACGAUACAAGAACCGGCUCAGUCCGACACAGGUUUCCAAUCUGAUUAACAUAACCAACGAUCGUCCUUGUGACCGUGAGAGCUCCAUUCGUCAGACUGUUAGCAGCAACCAGUAUAACAGUACGGAACGCGCAGAUGAGUUUGGCAUAGAAGUUGACUCUUAUCCUACUACUUUAAAGGCUAGAGUUUUGAAAGCUCCAAUGCUGAAGUACCAUGAUUCUGGAAGGGUGAGAGUAUGCACGCCAGAGGAUGGGGCGUGGAACAUGAAAGACAAGAAAGUAGUUAACGGUGCUACAAUUAAAAGCUGGGCAUGUGUCAACUUGUGCGAGGGUUUGGAUAAUCGUGUUGUUGAAGCAUUCUGCCUUCAAUUGGUCAGAACGUCCAAAAUAACUGGACUGGACUUUGCGAAUGUGAGCCUUCCAAUAUUGAAAGCUGAUCCUCAUAAUGUUAAAACUGAUCUUCCUAUGCGCUAUCAGGAAGCAUGCAGCUGGUCGAGGGAUAACAAGAUUGACCUCCUACUUGUUGUAAUGACAGAUGAUAAAAAUAAUGCCAGCUUAUAUGGUGACGUUAAAAGAAUCUGUGAAACAGAAAUCGGUGUAUUGUCACAGUGUUGUCGAGCGAAGCAAGUCUACAAGGAGAGGAAUGUUCAGUACUGCGCAAAUGUUGCUCUUAAGAUCAAUGCCAAGGCUGGAGGAAGGAACUCGGUAUUUCUUAAUGUAGAAGCAAGUUUACCGGUUGUUUCAAAGAGCCCAACUAUUAUAUUUGGUGCUGAUGUUACCCAUCCUGGGUCCUUUGAUGAAAGUACCCCUUCCAUUGCUUCGGUUGUUGCUUCCGCAGACUGGCCUGAGGUGACCAAGUAUAAUUCUGUUGUUCGUAUGCAAGCUUCUCGUAAGGAGAUUAUACAAGAUCUUGAUAGCAUUGUUAGGGAACUUCUCAAUGCAUUCAAAAGGGACUCCAAGAUGGAGCCGAAGCAGCUCAUUUUCUACAGGGACGGCGUAAGCGAGGGUCAGUUCCAGCAAGUUGUAGAGAGCGAAAUACCGGAGAUAGAAAAGGCUUGGAAGUCUCUGUAUGCUGGCAAGCCACGAAUUACCUUCAUAGUGGUGCAGAAGAGGCAUCAUACAAGGCUGUUCCCCAACAAUUACAAUGAUCCACGCGGCAUGGAUGGGACUGGAAAUGUUCGUCCAGGCACAGUAGUUGAUACAGUGAUCUGUCACCCUCGAGAGUUUGAUUUCUUCCUGUGCAGCCAAGCCGGGAUCAAAGGGACAAGCCGUCCUAGCCAUUACCAUGUGCUGCGCGACGACAACAACUUCACCGCAGAUCAGCUUCAGUCUGUCACAAACAACCUGUGCUACUUAUAUACAAGCUGCACUCGCUCGGUGUCUAUUCCACCUCCUGUUUACUACGCUCAUAAGCUCGCAUUCCGCGCUCGUUUCUACCUCACCCAAGUUCCCGUCGCCGGUGGAGAUCCAGGUGCUGCUAAGUUCCAGUGGGUACUUCCAGAGAUUAAGGAAGAGGUGAAAAAGUCCAUGUUCUUUUGCUAGUCGUCCUUGUGCCCCCCUGAAACUGAAGCCUGGAGCCAGCCGGCAAGCUCUGGAAAUGCUCUGAAUAAUCAAACUUGGAAGAAUAAGCACCUGCCCAGGUUGCCAUUCGUUUCCAUGUGGCAUGGAGGAUGGCAUCCUGAAAAGGAUAUUGUCAUGUUUGUGUGGUUUUUAAACGACAUUGAAGUUUAUCUCCGGUGUUACUAUCUCAGCACUUUGGAUGUUUUAUUUUGUUAUGUCUGAAGAUAUAGACACAAAACUUCAUUUUUGUUUCUGUUUC